This is a messenger RNA of Hansenula ciferrii, 975 nucleotides long. RefSeq names its product Ecm9p (gene ECM9). The transcript has a single exon. NCBI's taxonomy places the organism in Eukaryota, Fungi, Ascomycota, Saccharomycetes, Phaffomycetales, Wickerhamomycetaceae. Bases 1 to 975 code for a protein of 324 amino acids. The record is from RefSeq and is a predicted model, not a curated record.
AUGGCUAACUUCCCAAUAGCUAAAUAUAAAGAAGAUAAACUUGUGGAAUUAUAUUAUAUGACUAUAGGAAUUUUACUAGUAACAAAUGAAAAUCAUACAUCAAUAAACAUUCAUAAUGAAAUAGUUUCAUAUAUUUUGAAAAGAUCAUCAUCAGAACCUUUCCAUGAUUUAAUUUUAGAUUCUAAUAAAUUUUUGGAUAAAGAAAUUUCAAUCGUUGAAAUAUUAUUAAAUUCAAAUAAUAAUAAAUUAAACAAAUCAUCCUCAUUAUGGUAUUUAUAUAAGAGAUUAUUCAUACUGAAAUAUAAAGCGUCUCAAGAGGAUCAUGGAUAUAUAUCGAAUUUCAUCAAAGUUGUUUUAAAAUCUUGUGAAUUACAUCCAACAAAUUAUUACGCAUGGAAUUUUAUGAGAUGGUUAUAUAAAUUUUUAAAAUUUUAUAAUAUAAAGAUUAAAUUGGAUCUUAUUAACAUUAUUGAAGGUUUUUGUUUUAAGAAUAAUAAUGAUUUUGCAUCAUGGUCUUGUUAUAUUGAUAUUUUGACUUUUCAAUGGGAUGAUUUAGAAUUUUUUAAAUUUGAAAUACAAAAAUUUGGUUUAAUACUUCCCUCAAAUAAACCUCAGGAGUCAAAUCAUAUUGAUUUGUUACAAAGAAAAUUGGAAAAAUUAAUUAAUUGGAUAAAUCAAAAUGAAAUAAUUUCAAAUGUUUCUUAUGAAUCAUUAAGGAAAAUUUUCAAAAUUUUAGAAUCAUCAAAUAUAUCAAUUCAUUUAAAUGAACUCAAUUUUCAAAUUGAAGGAUUUAAUGAAUACUUAUCUCAACGAGGUAUCAAAUUCUCAUUGAAAAAUGGUUGGUAUGAAUUAAAUGAAAACCUCGAUAAUGAUUUAAUCCUUUCACAAAAAAUUAAAAGACAUAUAAAUUGGAUUAGGUUAUUAAAUUGGAUAAAUACAAAUACAAAACAACAAACAAAGACAAACAAGCAUUAA